GGAUAGGAUUAUGAGCUUGAAAAUUAAUAUAGGCGGAAGCUGUCGGGCCGGUAUUACCUGAAGACCUAUGCGUGGAUUCACAAUUUAUUCGACUAGUCCAUCAUUUCUUUACAGGCAUACUGUAAAUUAUUUCGUUGCUUCGCGACGCCCUUGACGUCUCUUAAAAUCCCGUCAUAUCUCUCUCAUUUAAUUCCGGAGAAUGGGGCAAGGAUCCAAGCGCAAACUGUCGCUCCCUUCGACUAUUUUAACACAGUUGGAGACCCAGCAGUCUUUUCAUUCCCCGGGCAAUGCAAGGCCCAGGAGGCUGCUCCCCAGAAAAGAACAGCGCAAGGCUCUGCGGGUUCAGAGAAGGCAGUCUUGCAAGCCUCGGCCUUCCCCGAAGUCUCCCUUAUAUCCGCCUCCCACAAUCACUUCCUUGCGUAGUACUCCCCCCAGGAGCGACGACGACUUGGAUGACGAUAACUAUAUUAGGUACCAACUCAGUGCCCGCCCAGAGCCGGGACGAUAUCACAGCCAUCAACGUGACAAUACUAGAGGUACCCCUGUGGAUGAAGCGCCCGACGGUCCUCAAGCCUCCAAGUCUGUGCGGCAAAGGCUCGUACAGGAUUAUGCGGAGAUCGACGACCUGGAAAGAAAAUUAGGCCUAAGAGGUCGGAAGUCACUCCCAAAGUCAUUCCAUGACGACGGCCUUGUUAGCCUUUUGGACGGGCUUGUCAGCAACGAGGGAGACGCCAGGGUUGGCUCGAAGAGAAAGUAUGAAGUAGAAGCGGACGAGUGGUUGGCUGAGAAGAGGCAAAAAGGCCGGGAUGCUAUUUUCACACUCAUUCCCAACGGAAACGUCGAUGAUGAUAAGGAUAACAACACCAACGCCGACGCCUGGGGUAACGGCAAUGAUAGCAGAGGCGACCAUGCCAUACCUAGCAACGGGUCUCUAUUUGACUUGGAGGGUAAAUUCAGACUACCAGAUUUCACCAGCACCAGCACCCAAGAUCUCGGAAAUGGCGCCCUAUCGGAAAGCGGUGCGGGAGAGGGCAAAAUUGACUCAAACCAGCGAGGACGAGAAAAUCCUUACGUGGCACCAACUGUUGGUGUUGCGAAAUAUCUCCCACCAUCUCUCCGAAAGCCGUCAGGUCCCAGCAACGAGACAGAAACACAACUCCGGAAGCGCAUCCAGGGUCUGAUUAAUCGACUAACAGAUGAUAAUAUGGUUGGCAUAAUUAUCGACAUUCAGGCUUUGUAUAAUACCCACCCACGACAGACGGUUACCUCCGUCGUAGUGCAUCUCAUCUUAGCUUUGGUUUGCUCACCCGAAAAGCGUCCUGACUCGUUUUUCACGAUGAUAUCUGGCUUUGUCGCUGCGACGCAUAAAGUCACGGGGAUGGCAGCCAGUGCCUACUUCAUAGAACAGCUCGUUCAAAUAUUCGGGCGUCAUUAUAGCCAGGCGCCGAGCGACCAGUCAGAUCCCUACUCAAAGCAUCUAAUUUCUCUAGUAGCCGAGCUUUACAACAUGCAAGUUGUUGGGUGCAACUUGGUUUUCGACUAUAUCCGUCUCUUCCUAAGCAGACUCUCGGAGCUCGAUACGGAGCUGCUUCUGAGGGUCGUCCAGUUAUGCGGUCCAUCCCUCAGGCACGAGGACCCUCGCUCAUUAGGAGACAUCAUGAAUACUAUCAAAGUCUCGGGUUUGGGAAAUACAUCAGCCAGGAUAGAUUUUAUGGUUAACGAAAUAAGAACACUGCAGAAUAACAAGGCAAAAGCCAUAACCCGCAACCGAAAUCUCGUGGACCAGCGGACUCAGCUGAGGAAACGUAUCGGCACUUUAAGCGGCCACCAGCAGGUCCAACCCUUCCGCAUGGGACUCAGGGAUAUACAAGAUGCGCACAAACAUGGAAAAUGGUGGUUAGUCGGGGCGAGUUGGUCUGGGGGUUACGACGGCGCCAAAGGUCGAAGCGGAGUAACAGACCAGACGAAUACCGCAGACAUCGAUAAGGGUCUACGAGCCGGGGACGAGAGUUUGGGUAUUCCGGAUCUCUGGCAGCUAGCAAGGGAGCAAGGCUUCAACACAGAGAUACGACAACGAAUAUUUGUGGCCUUGCACGCAGCUACGGACUACGAGAAUGCCGAACUGCUUAUCCGAAAUCUGAGACUCAACAAGCACCAGCGGAAAGAAAUCCCCGAGAUAAUCGUGCGCAGCGGCGAGCGACAAUCUUGCUACAACCACUAUUACACCUUAGUUGCCUCCAGAUUCAGUCGAGAUCGAGAACUAUCGUUUCAGUUCCGACGCUGUCUAAUAAUACGGCUGAGCAAAAUGGAGGAGGACAUUGAUAAUAAGGACAGAGAUGAUCUGGAUCCCGACAGCGGGAUAGCCUAUGACAUGCGGUGGGUGUAUAACACAGCCAAGCUGUAUGGGUCUCUCGUGGGCAGUCGGUGUCUCCGGUUAGCAGAUGUGGUUAAGUAUCGUAAUCUUACGAUGCUGCAAGGAAACGCUCACGUGUUCUUCGAGAUACUGUUGAUAUCGGUGUUGCAGGAGUGUAAGGGGGGCUUUCCGGAGGUUUUUGGCGGACUCGACGCAGACGAGGCACGAGGCGUUCAAUAUUUCCUACGGGAAAACGUACGCCAGUCGGACCUUUUGAAGAGUAAAAGGGAACGGAAAAUGGUGAAUGAGAGCUGCACUAACGCAGAGAAGGUGCUUGAUGAGAUUCUAACAACGGAAACGUUCAAGUAAAAGAAAAUAGAAGAAAAUAACUACCUACAUCAAGCUGUUAUGUAACGUAGUAAAAGUUAUAUAUAUUUGAUUGAUUUUUAUACUUGUA
This is a messenger RNA of Durotheca rogersii, 2810 nucleotides long. RefSeq lists its product as uncharacterized. The transcript has a single exon. The record is from RefSeq and is a predicted model, not a curated record. Gene Ontology annotation, molecular function: RNA binding; protein binding. Gene Ontology annotation, cellular component: nucleolus. Gene Ontology annotation, biological process: ribosomal small subunit biogenesis. The coding region runs from base 200 to 2722 and encodes 840 amino acids. Lineage: Eukaryota; Fungi; Ascomycota; Sordariomycetes; Xylariales; Xylariaceae.